Cydia pomonella (codling moth) is the source of this 2757-nucleotide messenger RNA. Its product is annotated as alpha-(1,3)-fucosyltransferase C-like. The record is from RefSeq and is a predicted model, not a curated record. Gene Ontology annotation, cellular component: membrane. The coding region runs from base 1330 to 2445 and encodes 371 amino acids. The transcript has 3 exons. Gene Ontology annotation, molecular function: alpha-(1->3)-fucosyltransferase activity. Lineage: Eukaryota; Metazoa; Arthropoda; Insecta; Lepidoptera; Tortricidae.
UUUUUGGUAUAUGGAGAUUUUGAUCGAUGCCAUUAUGGGGCGUAGUCUAUUGAUAGGUGUCAAAACUGACAAGUAACAACUAUGCAAAAACUAGAUUUUACGAAGAGAAUGAGAAUUUCAGAAAUGUGUGGUUAAAAUCUUUUGGGUUCCUCUUGUUACACUGUGUAUAAGGGAGAUCUGGAGUCCAUUUUAUAAAGGCAUAGUUUUAAGGAGUAAACUGGGUAGAAUGAUGCAUUUAUAAUACCGUAGUAGUUAUUAGACUGAAGGCUUUUGACCAUUGUUGAUGUCGGUGGUGUACCCACUUAUAAUUAUAGCCUUGUGGGUACCGGUUCUCCGAUUAAUCUCUUCUCUGACCAAAUUUUUAGUCAUCAUAGCAUUUUUUUCGAGGAUUUUUUUGCUCUAUACAGCACAAACGAGGUCUACACCAACGAUUAUUGACCACCACACAUGAAAGGUAAAACUGUUGAUAAGUGGAAAUUAUGCUGCUGUAAAUGUUUGCUGCAGAUUUACUGUAUAAACUGCAUGUUUUCAUAACAGCCGGUCGCGUCUAAAUACUCUAAAUUAAUGCGCUUUAAUAAUAAUAUUAUUAUAUCAGUGUCUCGAUAGUAGUUUCAGUAAACGGCCGCAUAGCGAAGAGUCUCGACCAACAUCUUGAGAGACUCUCGCUAGGUGGUUGGAUCAAGGGUCAGAUGCAGAGGGCGGUGAUCUUGGACACGGCGCGGAUAGUCCGGCGGUUCGUCUGUCUGCGGCCCGAAUUACUGGCAGCUUGGGCCCUGCCCCGCUGCUGGCGGCACCCUAGGUUAGGGUUUUUUUAUAAUAUAUUCAUGUUUAUAUGUAUUUUGUAUUUAAAUUUUAUACUCAUAUUAUAAAAAAUCCUAACUUAAGAAGAUAAAUAAAUAAAGAGGAGGAUUAUUAAACCUCUUGAAGAGAGCGAUGUUUUUCUGGACUAGAUAGCACAACCAAGGAUUGAACCACAAUUUUUGACCACCAUACGCAUAUGAAAGGUUAAACUCUUAAAAUCAAACUAAUCCUGUGCAUCACUGAGGCCUUAAGUCAAAUCAGCUUCUCCGUAUGACUCACAAGAACAUGCAAACAAUUCACAACAUAUGCACUUGAUGCUUCUCCUCAUAUUUCGGACGUGAACGCAUACCGAUCGCAAAUACCAUAUUCGCGGACUCGCAAUCGCGGACAGAUAACGUAUUGAGUACCGGCGUAUUAACAACAGACUUUAAUCUUAUUAAUUUUAAAUAUUAUAUUUAGAUUUAAUGCUUUGGAAAAUUUGUUGCCAAUCGGACACUAAUCGGAUAGUUCCCACUCGUUAUCAUCAAAAUGGUUGCUUUUUUGUAUCCAGCCUUUUUCAUAACUGCGUUGCUUCUGUGCGUCUAUCGUUAUUCAUCCACAAUACAAAAACAGGAAAAGAGAAUCAUAACCAGAUAUAUUCUACUGAAGACUGGGCCAAGUUUAGCGCCUUUGAGAUUUUUACGUCACGCGUUCGACGCGUUUAUAUCGAACGAUUGCGAAUACACGAACUGCUACGUUUCGUAUAAUGUCAGCGAUCUGGGAGGCGUGGUAUACUUCGACGCAAUCGUUUUCAAUGGACGGCAGCUACCUAAAGCACGCCCUCGCCUCCGUAGGUCGCCUAAGCAGAAAUACGUUUAUGCCAAUAUGGAGUCAUCACAGAAUUUUCCCAUUUACAACACUCGCCUCAACAGCUUCUUCAAUUGGACUUGGACUUAUAAGCUGGAUUCUGAUUUGCGUUGGGGCUACUUCACAGUUUACAACUUGGCAGGACAAGUUGUUGGGCCUAAAAAAGAAAUGCAUUGGCAAGAGAUGGAUCCGAUAGAUGUCCAGACUAUGACACGUUUGUCUUCGAAGAGCGUAGCGGCAGUUUGGUUCGCUUCUAAUUGUUACACAUUAAGUAAUAGGGAAGAAUUUGUUAAGGUUUUAGUAAGAGAGCUACAUCGCUACGGCCUUUUAUUACACAUCUAUGGGGCGUGUGGCCAUAAGCGCCAUGGCGUGUGUCCGCGGGGAAAUCCAGAGUGCGACAAAGUGUUGGAACAGAAAUACUACUUCUAUUUGGCGUUUGAGAACUCGCUGUCUGAAGACUACGUAACAAAAAAGGUGCUGACGGCUCUGAACCACUACACGGUGCCUGUUGUUUUCGGCGGAGCUAAUUAUUCCAGGUUCUUGCCUCCGGGCAGUUACUUGGACGCACGCGAGUUGGGCGCCAAACGUCUGGCGGCGCGGAUGGCCGCCAUCAUUAACGACCACAAGAAAAGCAACGGCAGCCUGUACUUUGACUUCUUUAGAUGGCGAAACCAUUAUACAUACAAAGCAACACAUCGGAAAGAAGACGUAUGCAACAUAUGUAAACUUCUCAAUGACCCUGUAGCUCUGACAAAGACGACUGGUUAUGAAAAUUUUAGAGACUGGUGGAAUGGUUAAGAGCUACAGUAAUAACCAGAAUAACAUAUCAUAAGAAGAGAAAAAAUAUUUUCACUUUAAAACAAUUUUUCGUAAAUAGAUAAAGGAGGAAAACAGCCAUGAAAAUAAAAGAAAUAUCGUGCUGCCUACAAAUUCUGAUUGCCUUUAUAAUAGCCUGAAGUCGUGAGCGAAGAAAUUUAAAAUUUAAGAAUGUCAAUGUUUUGCGUUUGCAAAUGGAUUAUUUAAAUACAAGAUUGGAAAUAGAAACGUUUGUAUUCUUUAAUAUUUCUAGUUGGAGUAAGGUAGACCCUUACGAUACCUGUAUCAAAUUAU